This is a messenger RNA of Fundulus heteroclitus (mummichog), 1988 nucleotides long. RefSeq names its product interleukin-12 receptor subunit beta-2. Gene Ontology annotation, cellular component: membrane. Gene Ontology annotation, molecular function: cytokine receptor activity; protein binding. Bases 48 to 1988 code for a protein of 646 amino acids. The record is from RefSeq and is a predicted model, not a curated record. Lineage: Eukaryota; Metazoa; Chordata; Actinopteri; Cyprinodontiformes; Fundulidae. The transcript has 14 exons.
GCGGCGAUGUAAGGCUUGUGUUCUGGUUCUGGUGACUUACGUCGACGAUGUUCCUCUCAUGGUCCAUUAUUGUGGCCGCGGUUGCCUUGCUGGCCGUGCAGCUGAGCGCAGGUGAGAGAACGUCCUGCGUGCUCUGGUCCAGCGCGGGAGACGUGGUGCGGCGAGGCACCAGCUUCGUGGUUUACUGCACCUUUAACCCCACAUGCAAGACCUCCAGGUCCAUCUCUAGAUUCGACAGCAGCACCAGCUUUGAAAAGCAGACGCACGAUCAGCACAACGAGACAACCAUAUCCCUGAGGGUGGAGAACAUUACAGAGAAGACGACGUACAGCUGUUCGGCUAACUGUAACCCCUCACUGGACGACUGUGGAGUGGACAUCUCAGCCGGAUACCCACCAGAUCGGCCCAGAAACAUUUCGUGCAUCUACAGGAUCUUAAAAAACGACACCGGACGUGUGAAUUGCUCUUGGGACAGAGGACGGGACACUUAUCUUUGGAACCGCUACGUGCUGUGGGUCAGUACUGGAAGUGGAAACCACAUAGGAGGACCGGUCCCGAUGUGCAACGUGUCCAAUAAAGGAACCGAGUCGCCGUCGGCUAAUUUCACUCUGCACAGAUCUGCCCGGCUCAUGGCGGUGUGGGUCCAAGCCCAGAACUCGCUGGGUUCUGUUAACUCCUCCGUCGUCAACUACACGCUCAGUGAUAUCGUGAUGCCGUCGACGCCCGUUGUUGAUCGAGUCGAGUGCUCUUCCAGGAACUGCGCCAUCAAAGUGGAGCAGCCUUUGCGGACUCAGCAUCUGCAGAUCCAGUAUCGCGCCGAGCGGCAGCGAGACUGGACAACGUAUCCAGACUCUGCUGGACUGUUUACUUCAUCCAAUACCAAGCAUAUCUCCUCCUUGGAGCCAUGCAGCCUGUACAGUUUCAGAGCCCGGUCCAGAUUCAGCACCGGCCUGUGGAGUCAGUGGAGCCCGACCAUCGCUAACCGCACCGAAGAAGAGGCUCCUGCCCAUGCUCUGGAUGUGUGGCUCGCCACCGACCUUCAGUCCAUCAGAGUCUACUGGAAAGAGUCCAUCAAGUCCGUCUGCAGUGGGAGCAUCAGCCAGUACACCAUCAAGGUUAACAACAGGGUCGUCACGAGGGUCGGUCCGGAUAUCAAGAACCAUUCUGUCCCUCCCUGCACCGACUGUGAAGUGACAGUACAGGCUGUGAACUCUAAAGGCUCGUCGCCUCCAGCAACCAUAACAACCCAUCACACAAAAGCCAAGCCUGUUCUUGAUGUUCAAGCCUCAGCAGUCAACCACUCUGUCACCAUCUCCUGGAUAAAACCCAAAACUGCAUGUGCCUACUAUGUGGUGGAGUGGUACUCCCAGGGGCACAUGUUGGACGAGCUCAGAUGGGUCAGACUGGGCGGGAAUGAAACCUUCAUUAUCAUCUCAGACAUUAAAUCAUGGCAGUGCUAUGAAGGAGCAGUGUAUGUUUUCUACAACGAGAGCUCAGUCAGCAAGACCAGCUUUCAACGGAUUGCCACUUUGGAGGCAGCUCCGGAGAUAGGUCCAUUGGUCCAAGAAAAGGUGGAGGGGAACAAAGUGACGGUUGAAUGGAAGGACCUUCCCAGGGCCCAGCGCAGGGGAUGCAUCACAAGGUUUACCAUCUAUCUGGAGAACAGCAAAGGAGAACAAAAGAGUUACUUUGCACAAGCAUCAAAAAGGGCGUUCGAGAUUGAAGGUCUACCUCCCGAUCUCUACAGCCUAUGCAUGAGUGCUUCGACUUCGAAAGGAGAAGGUCCUGCAGGUCAGAAGAUCAAGUUCUACAUUGAGGAAGAUGACCAGCUCUCCCCUGUGCUGAUGGGUUUAUUGGUCACCGUCAUGUUGUUGUUUACCUUGUGUCUGUGGAAGAGCUCAGCCGUAAAGAAUAGCACACUGCUGAACAGUGGUUACUUCCCCCAGGUGGCUUCCCUCGGCACUGUGCCACUUGACACGCAGAGGUAG